AUGAGCAAAAAGCGCGAUACUGCGACUGAACAGCAGAGAGGCAUAAAAACAAUAUGCAAUUACGAGAGGCAGAUACAACACACAGAAAUGUAUGGUCGAAAUAAAUUGUUACACAUUCAAUAUCCCGGAGAGAAUGAAAACAUAUCAUGUACUUUUUGA
Plasmopara halstedii is the source of this 159-nucleotide messenger RNA. RefSeq lists its product as uncharacterized. The coding region runs from base 1 to 159 and encodes 52 amino acids. The transcript has 2 exons. The record is from RefSeq and is a predicted model, not a curated record. Lineage: Eukaryota; Oomycota; Peronosporomycetes; Peronosporales; Peronosporaceae.